Phlebotomus argentipes is the source of this 1434-nucleotide messenger RNA. Its product is annotated as hydroxylysine kinase. The transcript is spliced from 4 exons. NCBI's taxonomy places the organism in Eukaryota, Metazoa, Arthropoda, Insecta, Diptera, Psychodidae. Bases 178 to 1341 code for a protein of 387 amino acids. The record is from RefSeq and is a predicted model, not a curated record. Gene Ontology annotation, molecular function: amino acid kinase activity.
CAUUACACUGGGCGAACGUCUUCAGUUUCGUUGUCGCGACAGUCUUCUUCUCGCCAGUGACAAAGUGAGGUGACUCGGUGUAAAAAUCCAGUUCAAGAAGCAAUUUGUUAACAACUACGCUAAGAUUGAGACAUUCGUCUUUCCUGCCACUUCGCUGACAGCAUCAGUAUUCACGCAAUGGAAUUGCUGGAGAUUAGUUCAGCGGACAAGCGCCAAGAGCCGAGCGGCGAGGCGAUUGGCGAGAGUGAGAUUCUAAAGCCAGGUACGAAAAUCAAACCCACAAUCAGUGAGAAGGAGGUUGAGAAACUCGCCGAGAGAUUAUACGGGAUCACUGUGCUGGAGAUAAGCGAGCUCAUUUCUUACGAUGAUCGCAAUUUCUUCAUCAACGAAGACAGGAACAUCAAGAACCCCAUCAUCGCCAAUCACUCCAAUCAUGGGUACAUCCUCAAAGUCCUCAACGCUCUGGACUCCCACAAGCCAGGCUUCAUCGAUGCUCAAACCAAGAUGAUGCUCUUCCUGGCGCAGCAGAACAUCACAUGCCCAAAGCCAAUCAUGAACGUUUACGGCAAAUACUACUCAACAGAGCUUCUUGGCUCCACAAAGCACAUUGUACGACUCCUGGAGUACAUCCCGGGGAAGAUCUUCAAGGACGUCACUCCGACCAACAAUCUCUUCUACCAAGCGGGCGUCUUCGUGGCCAAAUUCGAUCGUGCCAUCAAGAACUUCACUCACGACGCCUACAAGACCCACAAGUCGCUCUGGAUGUUGGAAAACGUGUCGAAACUGGAGGAAUUUGCCUAUGCCCUCAAAGACAUUUCCAAGCAAGAGAUUGUCGAAGAAGUGAUUGCAGAGUUCAAGAAGACGGUCAUGGCAAACUUCGACAAGUUUGAGAAGGGAGUCAUUCACGGAGACUUCAAUGAGCACAACUUUCUGGUCAACCACUGCUCGUCGACGGAGAAUAAGGAGUACGCGGUGAGUGGAAUUCUCGACUUUGGGGACUCUUGCUACACCCUCUAUGUCUUUGAGUUGGCAAUCGCGAUGGCAUACAUGAUGCUGCAAACGGGAAAGCUAGAGACCGGAGGAUUCUUCUUGGCCGGCUAUGAAUCCGUCAGGCUUGUUCCUCAGCACGAAUUCAAUGUUUUGCGGGUGUGUGUGGCCGCUCGCCUGUGCCAGAGUCUCGUUCUGGGCAUAUAUACUCACACUCUGGAUCCGGAAAAUGAAUAUAUUCUCACGUCGCAGAAAAAUGGCUGGGAACUCUUGCAAUUGCUGUGGUCUGAAAAGACCGCCGACGAGUUGUGGCGCAACACGGCUGACGAAUACCUCAAGCAGAGCUACAAAUAGUACACAAACAGCUCCACUUGAAUACAUUCAGUGCCUUUUAGUAUAUAGAAAGAAACUGUGCGAGAGUAAUAAAAAAGUGACGAAAAUUGAGGG